GUCUCAUUAACCACAAAGUCCACACAGUGAGACACACACGUAUCCUCUGUACAGUCUCAGUGUUCAGCUUCAUCAUGGCCGGACGUCUGCUGUUUGUCUUCUUCAUGUAUGUCUUUAAUGGGAUUCAAACAGAAGCUCGUCUUCCACCUAAACUUACACUGAAUUCAGCAGUGAUCAAAGAGACAGACUCAGUCACACUGAACUGUAAGGCUCCAUCAUCAGUGUCUGUGUCUCAGUGUUAUUACCAAACUGGAGAAACUGUGAGGACAUUAUCCUGUCUGCAGACACUGACAGGAAGUGAACUGCUGAAGAUGGAUCGUCAGAGUUCAUCUGCUGAGGUCAAAGUGAAAUGUUUUUACACUGUUCAGAGUGGAGGCAGAAAUGCUCCAUCUCCACACAGUGACACAGUCUCCAUCAGCAUACAAAGCGAGCCAAACUCAAACAAGGAGAGUCUCAGCACUUUGACAACCUCAGUUUCUAUCGUAACUUCACCUGCUGAUCAAGGUAUUGUAGAGAAAGAGUCCAGAUGGACCCAGAGGACGCCAUCACUCAUCACAACCACAGGUCUGCCUACAAGUAGGUCUAGUGCCUCCACUAUUGUGAGACCUUUAAAAAAAACUUCAGGCUGGACUGUUGGCACAGCAAGUAACAAUGAUGGUCCCAACUUUGCCCACUCAACAUCAGUGAAACCAGAAUCAGGUGACAUGUUUAAUUUUGCUCAAAACAAACAUACUAAUGGGAGCACUGGGGGAAUAUGUAUUAUACUGUGAUCCAGCGGUGAUCACAGAGGCAGACUCAGUCACACUGAACUGUCAGACUCCAUCAUCAGUGUCUCAGUGUUAUUACUUCACUUUAAGUGGAGGAACUGUGAGGACAUUUUCCUGUCUGCAGACAUUGACAGGAAGUGAGCUGCUGAGGAUGGAUCAUCAGAGUUCACCUGCUGAGGUCAAAGUGAAAUGUUUUUACACUGUUCAGAGUGGAGACAGAAAUGCUCGAUCUCCAGAAAGUGAAUAUUCCUCUGUCUCUGUUCAAAGUAAAUAAAUCUGUCUUCAAGCUGGAUCAGCAGAAGAAAAACCCU
This is a messenger RNA of Labrus bergylta (ballan wrasse), 1078 nucleotides long. NCBI's taxonomy places the organism in Eukaryota, Metazoa, Chordata, Actinopteri, Labriformes, Labridae. The record is from RefSeq and is a predicted model, not a curated record.